Molecule: messenger RNA, 1955 nt
Organism: Rattus rattus (black rat)
Lineage: Eukaryota; Metazoa; Chordata; Mammalia; Rodentia; Muridae
Gene: Igdcc3
Product: immunoglobulin superfamily DCC subclass member 3
Exons: 11
Coding region: 69-1955 (628 amino acids)
Biological process (GO): cell-cell adhesion; axon guidance
Cellular component (GO): plasma membrane; axon
Molecular function (GO): protein binding
Source: RefSeq, a predicted model, not a curated record
CCCCUCGUCUCUUCCUCUGUACCUCCACAGUGCACCUUAUCUGUCUCUCCUUUUCUGUCUCCCCAGCUAUGUCUGACUUCCACGUGCACCCCCAGGCCGUCAUGGGUGAGGAGGGUGGUGUGGCCCGCUUCCAGUGCCAAAUCCACGGGCUUCCCAAGCCUCUGAUCACAUGGGAGAAGAACAGAGUCCCCAUUGACACGGAUGAUGAGAGGUACACAUUACUGCCCAAGGGGGUCCUGCAAAUAACAGGACUUCGGGCUGAGGAUAGCGGUGUCUUCCAUUGUGUGGCCUCCAACAUGGCUAGUGUGCGGGUCAGCCAUGGGGCCAGGCUCACCGUGUCAGGUUCGGGCUCUGGGACCUACAAGGAGCCCACCAUCCUUGUGGGGCCUGAGAACCUCACCCUGACAGUGCACCAGACUGCAGUGCUGGAGUGUGUCGCCACGGGCAACCCGCGCCCCAUUGUGUCCUGGAGCCGCCUGGACGGCCGCCCUAUUGGGGUGGAAGGCAUCCAGGUGCUGGGCACGGGGAACCUCAUCAUCUCAGAUGUGACUGUCCAGCAUUCAGGUGUCUAUGUCUGUGCAGCCAACAGGCCUGGCACCCGCGUGAGGAGGACAGCCCAGGGUCGGCUGGUGGUACAAGCCCCAGCAGAGUUUGUCCAGCAUCCUCAGUCCAUCUCCAGGCCAGCUGGGACCACAGCCAUGUUCACCUGCCAAGCCCAGGGUGAACCACCGCCUCAUGUCACAUGGUUGAAGAAUGGACAAGUGCUGGGGGCAGGAGGCCACGUCAGGCUCAAGAACAAUAACAGCACAUUGAGCAUUUCUGGAGUCGGUCCUGAAGACGAAGCCAUCUACCAGUGUGUGGCUGAGAACAUUGCUGGCUCCUCCCAAGCCAGCGCCAGGCUGACCGUGCUGUGGGCCGAGGGGUUGCCAGGCCCCCCACGCAAUGUCCGUGCUGUCUCUGUGUCCUCCACUGAGGUUCGAGUGUCCUGGAGUGAGCCUCUGACCCACACCAAGGAGAUCAUUGGCUAUGUCUUGCACAUCAGGAAGGCUGCUGACUCACCCAAGCUGGAGUACCAGGAAGCUGUCAGCAAGAGCACCUUUCAGCACCUGGUGAGAGACCUUGAGCCCUCCACCGCCUACAGCUUCUACAUCAAAGCCUACACACCACGGGGGGCCAGUUUAGCCUCCGUCCCCACCCUGGCCAGCACCCUGGGUGAAGCCCCUGUCCCACCCCCGUUAUCUGUGCGGUUGCUGGGCAGCUCCUCUCUACAACUGCUGUGGAAGCCCUGGCCACGGCUGGCCCAACACAAUGGGGGCUUCAAGCUGUUUUACCGCCCAGCCAGCGCAGCCUCCUUCACCGGCCCCAUCUUGCUCCCUGGGACUGUCUCCUCUUACAACCUCAGCCAGCUCGACCCCAGCACCGUGUACGAGGUGAAGCUCCUCGCCUACAAUCAGAAUGGAGACGGAAACGCCACGGUCCGAUUUGUGUCUUUGAAGGGAGCCUCUGAGAGGACAGCGUUGACUCCCCCAUGUGACUGCCGGAAGGAAGAGGUCACCAACCACACAUCUACUACAGGCAUUGUCAUCGGCAUCCACAUCGGAGUCACCUGCAUCAUCUUCUGUGUUCUCUUCCUUCUGUUUGGCCAAAGGGGCAGGGUCCUCCUAUGUAAGGAUGUGGAAAACCAGCUCUCCCCUCCCCAGGGUCCCCGGAGCCAGAGGGACCCUGGUAUCCUGACCCUGAAUGGAGUGAACCGAGGAGAAGGGGGCCAGCUAGGCCGAGAUGAAAAGCAUGUGGAUGCCAAGGAGUUGGAGCAGCUGUUCCCCCCAACUGCGUCAGCCGGGCAGCCAGGCUCCAGGUCCACGGUGAGUGCCCAGGCCUCCAACCCAUCUCCCUCAGUCCCUGACUCCCUCAGUGCUACCCCUCCCUAUAUCCUGGCUAUAGGACAGGAUCUCUAA